GAGCUCCAAGCUCCGGCCAUGGCGAUGGUGGAGAGAACUUCAAACCCUAGUUUUGUCAUUCUCUUAUUAUCUCUUACGCUUCGUCUAUCUUUUUCUUCUCAUACGCUUCCCCCUCUGCCCCUCCCCCCUCUCCCCUCGGCCUCCCAGCUCUCCUGGCAACUCGGCGAGCUCGCUCUCUUCCUUCACUUCGGCAUCAAUACCUUCACCGAUUCCGAGUGGGGAACCGGCGUCGCCGAUCCUUCCGUCUUCGCCCCUACCGCCCUUGACGCCCGCCAGUGGGCUCGCGUUGCCGCCGAAACCGGCUUCGUACGCGCCGUCUUCACUGCCAAGCACCAUGAUGGAUUCUGUCUCUGGCCCUCUGAGUAUACUAAUUACUCCGUCAAAUCCAGCCCUUGGCGCGGUGGCCGUGGUGACGUGGUCGCUGAGCUCGCCGACGCAACGAAGGAGUUUGGGAUCGAGUUAGGGAUUUAUCUCUCGCCCUGGGAUCGGCAUGAUUCGUGCUACGGUGAUACCGUAAAGUACAAUGAGUACUAUUUGGCGCAGAUGACUGAAUUGCUUACUCGCUACGGAGAAAUUAAGGAAGUUUUCUUAGAUGGUGCAAAGGGCAAAGGUGAGAAGGACAUGGACUACCUAUUCAAUUGCUGGUUUAGGGUUAUUCACCAGCUUCAGCCAGGGGCUGUGAUCUUCACUGAUGCUGGUCCAGACAUCAGGUGGAUUGGUGAUGAGGAUGGUUUUGCUGGCUCUACAUGUUGGUCCCUUCUCAACCGAAGUUCAGUUAAGAUAGGCGGGGAUAAUGAACCGUAUGCUACUGAAGGAGAUCAAUUUGGCCAGGACUGGCUACCUGCUGAAUGUGAUGUAUCUAUCCGAGACAGCUGGUUCUGGCAUAAAACAGAGCAUCCUAAAUCUGCAAUAUCUCUUCUCAAUAUAUACUACAAAUCAGUAGGCAGAAACUGUCUCUUGAUCUUAAAUGUUCCUCCUAAUUCUUUAGGUCUCUUCUCAAGUGAAGAUGUUCAAGUUCUUCAUGAAUUUGCUGAACUUCGGCGCACCAUAUUCUCCCAAAACUUAGCACAAGAUGCAAUUGUCACAGCAAGCAGUACACGUGGAGGUGAGGGGAAUUCUCAGUUUGCUCCUUCUAAUGUACUCAAAGAUGGCAUUUAUUCUUACUGGGCUCCUGAGGAUUACCAAGCUGACUGGAUAAUAUUUCUUGACCUUGGCCAACCUAUAACAUUUAAUGUCUUGCAAGUUCAAGAGCCUAUUCAAAUGGGACAGCGAGUCAUCGAAUUCCAUGUCGAUCUCCUUGAAGAUGGUGAAUGGAACACUAUAGUGAAUGCCACAACAAUUGGAUAUAAAAGAUUACUUCAAUUUCCAGCAGUGAAGGCUCAAUUUCUACGGCUUCUUGUCGAUAAAUCUCGUGCUGAUCCAUUGAUAUCCUACUUCGGUGCCUACUUAGACCCGUAUUCCAUUAUUAACGAGACUCAUGGUUCUAGCUGGCAAGCUUCCUUCAAUGACUACCAAGUUAUUUCACUGAAAAAAUACUACAGUUCUGUGAAUUCAAGCAUCGCUGUAAUCUAGAAUUGGAAUAUUAUCUGCUCUUGUUGGGGACUGUUGUGUGGUUCAAACAAGAAACGAUAAUAUGCUUGUGGCGUAAGUUUAAUAGGAUUGAUUUGAUUAUUUUACAAA
Dioscorea cayenensis subsp. rotundata (Guinea yam) is the source of this 1680-nucleotide messenger RNA. Its product is annotated as putative alpha-L-fucosidase 1. Lineage: Eukaryota; Viridiplantae; Streptophyta; Magnoliopsida; Dioscoreales; Dioscoreaceae. Gene Ontology annotation, molecular function: alpha-L-fucosidase activity. The record is from RefSeq and is a predicted model, not a curated record. Gene Ontology annotation, biological process: fucose metabolic process; glycoside catabolic process. Gene Ontology annotation, cellular component: lysosome.